CCAACACAAGUUCAGCCCAAAAAUUGGGCGGGACGGUUUCGAACUUCAUUCUUCGGCGAUCAAAUCCCAAACCCUAGGAAAAAAUUCCCAGCAAAAAUGGAGGAGCACGACAUCGAUGAAAGCGAGCAGAAACUCGAAGCAGAGGUAGCUCCGGCACUAAUUGCGGUCCAUCCCAAUCAGAAAUUCGUAUCCGUCGCCGUCGGUUCGGAUCUCCGGGUUUUCAGUUUCCAACAUGGCUCUGCAGCUCAAUUGUCGGAUGAAACUGGGGGCCACAAUGACUCUAUUCGCGCCAUCCGAUACAGUAAAAGCGGGAAGCUUUUUGUGUCGGGUGGAGAUGAUAAGCUUGUGAAAGUUUGGGAUACUGAUUCCUGGCGCUGUGUUUAUUCAGUUGUUUCGGAGAAGAGAGUGACCUCUCUUGCAGUAAGUGGUGAUGACAAGUUUGUGUCUUUUGCGGAUAAGUUUGGUGUUGUUUAUGUCGUGGAUAUAGGAGAUUAUGAUGAUGAGAAUCGAGCUACGGUUCGUAAGAAGGCAGUCCCAAUCCUUUCACAUUAUUGUAGCAUAAUUACUCGACUGGAUUUUUCACCGGAUGGGCGAUAUAUUAUCAGUGCUGAUCGUGACUUCAAAAUUCGUGUCACGCUCUUCUCCAAAGAGCGCUUAGAAGGAGCUCAUGAGAUUCAAUGUUUUUGCCUUGGUCAUACUGAGUUUGUUUCUUCCCUUGCGUUUCCCCGUAGUCAGGAUUAUGCACGAGGCCUAUUAGUCUCUGGAAGUGGUGACUCAACAGUUCGGCUCUGAGAUUAUAACUCUGGUUCUCUGCUGGAUACGUGCGAGAUUGGAACUAAGACAGGACUUUUAAAUUCUAAUCAAAAGCAAGAGGAUGCGCUACCCGCUGUAACUGAUCUCUGCGAAACUUAUGAUGGCUCGAUGGUUGCUGCUGCUAUUCAGAGUUUGCAAGGGAUUAUGCUGUUAAGAUGCAAUUUUUCUUCCAGGACUCUCUCCAUUGCCAAAGUGGUUUCUGUCGCUGGAGAGACAUUCAUUCCAACAAGUAUCUCAGCUUCCUCUUCAGUCCCGUUGUUGUGGAUGGUCAUGGGUGCAUCCAGCUUAAGUGCUACUGAUUCCGCACCCUUAGCUCGUGUAAGAGUCGUUUCUGGGUUUGGUGCUCAUCAUUCGGAACCCAUUGUGCCUGAGACUUCCGUGGUAGAAGAUAAAGAGGUACCCGGAGGAGAGCCUCUGCUCGAAGCACUGCAAGGAAGAUUGACAAUAAGCGAAGAAGCAUCCUUGACAACUGCUGAAGCAGUCAAAACAGCAAUGCGCAAUUUGCUGAUCAAGAAGCAAUAUUCGGCUGAGGGACGAGACUUCAGAAAACGGGGACGAAAUGAUAAGAAGAUCAAUCCAUAGCCUGUAAUAUGAUAUAGUUUUGUAGUGUAUGAAUAUGGAAAUCUUGCUAUAUUAUGUUUAAAAUUUUAUUCA
Messenger RNA from Salvia hispanica, 1467 nucleotides. The record is from RefSeq and is a predicted model, not a curated record. NCBI's taxonomy places the organism in Eukaryota, Viridiplantae, Streptophyta, Magnoliopsida, Lamiales, Lamiaceae.